Molecule: messenger RNA, 1966 nt
Organism: Fundulus heteroclitus (mummichog)
Lineage: Eukaryota; Metazoa; Chordata; Actinopteri; Cyprinodontiformes; Fundulidae
Gene: cacnb1
Product: calcium channel, voltage-dependent, beta 1 subunit
Exons: 14
Coding region: 157-1737 (526 amino acids)
Biological process (GO): chemical synaptic transmission; calcium ion transmembrane transport; neuromuscular junction development
Cellular component (GO): voltage-gated calcium channel complex
Molecular function (GO): protein binding; high voltage-gated calcium channel activity
Source: RefSeq, a predicted model, not a curated record
AGGCUGGAGGGAGGCAGCUGUUGCCAUUAUUUUAACCAGCCAGCGCAGAUCCAUCUCCGACUUCUCCCCUCCCCUGGACAGAAAAAAAAGAUGAUUCCGUCCACACCAUCAUAAACAUACGGCCACUGAAAGAGAUUCUUUAAAAAGUGAAAUCAAAUGGUACAGAAAAGUAGUAGUAUGUCCAGGACGCCUUCGACCCCGAACCAGGAGAUCCCAAUGGGCAUGAUCGACCACCAUCAGCACACGCAGGGAAAGUAUGCUAAGAGGAAGAGCCGAUUCAAGCGCUCAGAUGGGAGCACCUCUUCUGACACCACCUCCAACAGCUUUGUCCGACAGGGCUCCGCAGACUCCUACACCAGCCGGCCGUCCGACUCUGACGUGUCCCUGGAGGAGGACCCCGAGGCUCUAAGGAAGGAGGCCGACAGACAAGCUCUUGCCACACUUGAGAAAGCAAAGACCAAACCGGUGGCAUUUGCCGUGCGCACCAACGUUGGCUAUAACCCAGGUCCCAAUGAUGAUGUUCCUGUGCAGGGCAUGGCCAUUUCCUUCGAAUCCAAAGACUUCUUGCACAUUAAGGAGAAGUACAACAACGACUGGUGGAUCGGGCGCCUGGUGAAGGAGGGCUGUGAGGUGGGCUUCAUUCCCAGCCCGGUCAAACUGGAGAACACUCGCCUGCUGCAGGAGCAGCGGAUGAGACAAAAUCGGCUCAGCUCCAGUAAAUCUGGUGGAAGUUCAAGUCUGGAUGUUGCUACAGGAACUCGCAGGCCUACCCCGCCAGGAACAGCUCCCGUGGACACGUCCACAGCAGCCUUUGACAUUGACCCCCUCGACCUGGAUGACGAGGAGCCCCCUGAGUCCCAGGGUGACCCUCGUUCCCCCAAGGGCAUGUCGGGCAGCGUAACUUCUCCCCAGGCAAACGCCCACCGACUGCCUUUCUUUAAGAAGAUGGAGCACGUUCCUCCAUACGACGUGGUUCCCUCCAUGAGACCCAUCAUCCUCGUUGGACCCUCACUAAAAGGUUAUGAGGUCACAGAUAUGAUGCAGAAAGCCCUCUUUGACUUUCUGAAACACAAAUUUGAGGGCAGGAUAUCCAUCACACGUGUGACAGCAGACAUCUCUCUGGCCAAACGCUCGGUCCUCAACAACCCCAGCAAACACACCAUCAUCGAGCGCUCCAGUACCCGCUCCAGCCUGGACGUACUGGCUGAGGUGCAGAGUGAGAUUGAGCGUAUCUUUGAGCUGGCCCGCACCCUCCAGCUUGUUGCUUUGGACGCAGACACCAUCAACCAUCCCUCUCAGCUGUCCAAGACCUCCCUGGCUCCUAUUAUUGUUUACAUCAAAAUAGCCUCACCCAAGGUUCUCCAGAGGCUCAUUAAAUCCAGAGGGAAAUCCCAGGCCAAACAUCUGAACGUGCAGAUGGUCGCGGCCGACAAGCUGGCUCAGUGUCCGCCUGAACUGUUUGACAUCAUCCUGGAUGAGAACCAGCUGGAGGACGCAUGUGAACACCUUGCAGACUACCUUGAGGCCUACUGGAAGGCGACACACCCGCCGAGCAGCAACCCUCCCAACCCUCUCCUGAACCGCACCAUGGCCACGGCCGCUCUGGCUGCCUCGCCCGAGCCCGUCUCCAACCUGCAGGUACAGGUGCUCACCUCUCUGCGCAGAAAUAUGGAUCUGUGGCCCGACAUGGACGGCGCAGUGGCCGGUGAGGGGAAAGUGGAGGAGCAUGCUGUCUGAAGUCCAGCAGCAAGGAAGCGGGUUCUGAGGGGGGCACCCCGGUAACUUGACCCAAACUCAGCCUGAGCUCUGUAACCAAGAAGGAAAAGUGCAGUGAAACCGUGUCUAUUCUGUAUAUAAAAACAUAGGACAGGUGCAAAAUACAAAUGUUGGAGUAAGGAGCAAAUUUCUCACAUAUGAACAGCUAGUUUAAGCACAACCACAAAUAAAAUGAUGUAAUCUGUCUGUU